AUGAAGGAUUACCUGCACAUCUCUUCAAGCAUGAGUGUGGCUGGAGAAAGAGACAGACACAGUGGAAUUAAGAAGCGGAGCAAGCGAUACCCACACUCCAAAGAAAGAGCAAAGUCCUCUGCUGCUGGGUACCAAGAGGGCAAGUCUGGCGGUGUGCGACCCAGCAAGCCUCCCACCCCUCAGCCCCCUCUAGUUCACCAGCCUGGCAUCUGGGUGCGGUUCGAGGACCCGGUCAUCCGCCUUCUCACGCAUCCCUGGAAGUCUCAUGGAGACAUUCUGCGAGAGCGUUCGCUGGAGGAAGAAGCCGUUCCUCUGACCGGUCGACACUUGCUGGAGUUCCAGAGUUCUCAGGAGUCGAUCGAUCGGGAACACGGAGCGAGAAGAGGAGCUGGAGAAGGAGAGUCGCCAGUGGCUGUGCUGAAGGGCGUUCCCCACUACUGGUUGCCUAGUAAUUGUGUGUGUUCUGUGUUCAGGAAUGAGAGCGACGUGUUCAGUGUUCUGCAGGACAUCGACCGGUACUUCUCCUCUCCGGACUGCAGACAGUUCAACCGCUCCGAGUCGCUCAGGCUGGCGGAUGAGCUGCGCGGAUGGGUGAACCGACACCAGAACAACCGGAAGUCUGAUGGAAAGACCAAAGCAGUGAAGAAGACUAAAAUAGCUCAGCAGAAAGCUCAGCACAGAAAGACUAACUUCUCCAGGUACCUUCCAAUCCAGGCUCAUCGGUCCAUCGAAAGUCAGCUGCAGGUUCUGCCGGGGCCGGAGAUCAGUUACAGCGACUUCAUGGAUGCCAUCGACCGGCGCGAGGACACCUUCUACGUUGUGUCUUUCAGACGGGAUCACCUGCUGUUACCCGCCAUCAGCCACAAUAAAACCUCUCGACCCAAGAUGUCUCUGGUCAUGCCUGCCAUGGCCAUCAACGAUUCGGUGUAUAACUCGUCAAAAGGCGGCUAUGAGAUGAUGAUGCAGGUGGACUGUGAGGUGAUGGACACCAGGAUCAUCCCAAUCAAGUCCUCUGUAGUACCGCCCUCUCUCAGAGACCCGCCCCCGGCCCCACCCCCUCACCACCAUCACCACGGCAACCACACGUCUCUCCGCAGCCGCACCCAGCAACCGCACGGCAGGCGGAGGGGAUCGGGAUACUUGAUCAGCGGAUCCGUGUGAGACUCGACGUUCCCACAUCAGACUCGUCAUUCCCGCAUUAGACUCAACGUUCCCCGCGUCAGACUCGACGUUCCCGCAUCAGACUCAACGUUCCCCGCAUCAGACUCAACGUUCUCCGCUUUCAGACUCGACGUUGCCGCAUCACACUCGGCGUUCCUGCAUCAGACUCGUCAUUCCCGCAUCAGACUCGAAGUUCCCACAUCAGACUCGUCAUUCCUGCAUCAGACUCGAUGUUUCCUGCGUCAGACUCGACGUUCCCGCGUCAGACUCGACGUUCCCGCGUUAGACUAGACGUUCCCGCGUCAGACUCGUCGUUCCCGAGUCAGACUCGUCAUUUCCGCCUCAGACUCGAUGUUCCCACAUCAGACUCGUCAUUCCCGCAGCAGACUCGAUGUUCCAGCGCCAGACUUGUCAUUCCCGCAUCAGACUCGAUGUUCCCACAUCAGACUCAUCAUUCCCGCGCCAGACUUGACGUUCCCCGCGUCAGACUCAUCAUUCCCGCAUCAGACUCGAUGUUCCCACAUCAGACUCGUCAUUCCCGCUCCAGACUCGACGUUCCCGCGUCAGACUCAUCAUUCCCGCAUCAGACUCGAUGUUCCCCGCAUGAGACUCGCCGUUCCCCCGCCAGACUCGACGUUCCCCACGUCAGACUCGUCAUUCCCGCAUCAGACUCGACGUUCCCGCGUCAGACUCGACGUUCCCACAUCAGACGCAACGUUGCCCCGUCAGACUCAACGUUCCCGCUUCUCUUCUCCUUCUUGUUUGAGUUCCUGUAUGCAGUGCAUCACCUGCUGUCUUUUUAUACGUGUUUUUUUUUUUUUGUUUUUGUUUUUUUUACAGAUUUUUAUUAAGAUUAUUUAAAAAAUAAUGUGCUUCUUCUAGAGGUGUGUGAUAUAAAUAUUUGAGUAUGAGAAAUAAUCCGUCACAGUCACUUGUGUCAAUAUGUAUGUUCUCUCAUGGUGACUUUUUCAGGACCUUUGCUGAAUAUUUUGUCCAUUCUCGUUGUUUCUGACUCUAAACCUGAUGACAAAGCUUGUAGUAGUUGAUGUCAAUAAUAUCAGAUUUUAGGAUAAUACAGAAUCUUCUGCCUUGUUUUCAUUUGCAGACAUGCUUCUGCUUUUGCUCCUAACCACUACCAUGAUCCAGUAAUACCUGUAAUAUUUCAGCCUGUGCUGCUGCUGAGAUCAUGAUUCAUUUCACAGAAGUUAUUGUUGGAAAGACUUGAAAAUCCAACAUGGAUCUGUUUACCAAUCAAAAUGAUUUAUUCGUGAAUGAGUUUGAUUGACAGGUGCAGGGAGAGUUCGUUUUUCGAUCCACCAGCAGUCCAAUGGUUAAUCUCUCUCUCUCUCUCUCUCUCUCUCUCUCUCUCUCUCUCUCUCUCUGUUAAACUCUCUCUCUCUGUGUUAAACUCUCUCUGUUCACUGUUUGUUCACUAAGUAAAGGGAACAGAGCGUGAGGUGCGAUGUACAUUUUCUUUCUGUGAAUUUGUUUAUCUUCUUAUCGAAGGUAUUUUUUCUUGUUUGAUCUUCGUCUGAUCUUCAUGGCUUCUUUUCAUGUGUAUCUCAAUUCAUCUUAGGAUGAUGAUUUAUAUGUCAGAAACUUUCCCAUCAUGCACUGCUCUAGCAUGCUUCGGUUAUCUGUGAAGGAAGGAUGAUUUGUGUAAAUUUAAAUCUGCUUUUUUACUUUUUUAUUUAAAUGAGCUUUCACAAGGAAAACGCUGUACAUUUUCUCUCCUGUCUGUAUGAGAGUUUUAAACUACUGUCUUCAUUUGUAGAGGAGAAAAUAAAUUUGAUAAAUACUAA
Pimephales promelas (fathead minnow) is the source of this 2963-nucleotide messenger RNA. The record is from RefSeq and is a predicted model, not a curated record. NCBI's taxonomy places the organism in Eukaryota, Metazoa, Chordata, Actinopteri, Cypriniformes, Leuciscidae.